Messenger RNA from Myotis davidii, 6072 nucleotides. It is a transcript of the gene PER2, whose product is annotated as period circadian clock 2. Gene Ontology annotation, cellular component: cytoplasm; nucleus. The record is from RefSeq and is a predicted model, not a curated record. Gene Ontology annotation, biological process: negative regulation of transcription by RNA polymerase II; entrainment of circadian clock by photoperiod; circadian regulation of gene expression. NCBI's taxonomy places the organism in Eukaryota, Metazoa, Chordata, Mammalia, Chiroptera, Vespertilionidae. The transcript is spliced from 23 exons. Bases 202 to 4053 code for a protein of 1283 amino acids. Gene Ontology annotation, molecular function: transcription corepressor binding; transcription cis-regulatory region binding.
GCGCGCGGUCACGUUUUCCACUAUGUGACAGCGGCAAGUCAGCGGCAGCGGCGGCGAAGGCGGGCUGCGCUGCGGCUACACGCUGCUCACUACGCGCUGCUCUCGGCGGCUGCGACAGCGGGCGCCAGUUCGGCGGGCAGACGCGCGAACGGACCAGCGGACAAGCGAGGACGCGGCUCCCAGCUUCCUUCAGGAGCCAACAUGAAUGAAUUUGCUGGAUUUGCCCCCAACCCCAGUAGCCCCACGAAGGAGUCCAUGGAGCCCACAUCCAGGGUCUUGCUCCAGGAAGAUGUCGACAUGAGCAGUGGCUCAAGCGGAAAUGAGACCAACGAGAACUGCUCCACAGGGCGGGACUCGCAGGGCAGUGACUGUGACGACAGUGGCAAGGAGCUGGGGAUGCUGGUGGAGUCACCCGAUUCUCAAGAGAGUCCAAGUGCCUAUAGCCUGAUGCUGGCGAAGUCUGAACACAACCCAUCUACAAGCGGUUGCAGUAGUGAGCAGUCUGCCAAAGCCAACACGCACAAGGAACUAAUCAGAACGCUCAAGGAGCUGAAGGUCCACCUCCCCACAGACAAGAAGGCCAAGGGGAAAGCCAGCACGCUGGCGACCUUGAAGUACGCCCUGAGGAGCGUGAAGCAGGUGAAAGCCAACGAGGAGUAUUACCAGCUGCUCAUGUCCAGCGAGAAGCACAGCUGCGGCCCGGAGGUGCCCUCCUACACCAUAGAGGAGAUCCAGAGCGCCACCUCCGAGGUCAUUAUGAAGAGCACGGACAUGUUUGCUGCAGCUGUGUCCCUGGUCACCGGGAAAACCCUGUACAUCUCCAACCAGGUGGCCUCCAUCUUCCGCUGUAAGAGAGACACCUUUCACGAUGCCAAGUUCGUGGAGUUCUUGGCGCCCCAUGACGUUAGCGUGUUCCACAGCUCCACCACGCCUUACAAGCUUCCUCCGUGGAGUGUCUGCAGUGGGACAGAUUCUUCCACUCAAGAAUGCAUGGAGGAGAAGUCUUUCUUCUGCCGUGUCAGCUUCGGGAAGAACCAUGAAGAUGAGAUCCACUACCACCCGUUCCGUAUGACGCCUUACCUGGUCAAGGUGCCGGAGCAGCAGGGCGCUGAGAGCCAGCUGUGCUGCGUGCUGCUGGCAGAGAGGGUGCACUCCGGCUACGAAGCCCCUAGAAUUCCUCCGGAAAAGAGAAUUUUUACGACCACACAUACACCCAGUUGUUUGUUCCAGGACGUAGACGAAAGAGCGGUCCCGCUCCUGGGCUACCUACCUCAAGACCUGAUCGAGACUCCCGUGCUUCUGAAGCUUCACCCCAGUGACCGGCCCUUGAUGCUUGCCAUCCACAAAAAGAGGGCAGCUAGAAAGGGUCAAUAUGGGGAAGGUGACUACUCUCCCCUUCGGUUCCGCACCCGGAAUGGGGAGUACAUCACACUGGACACCAGCUGGUCCAGCUUCGUCAACCCCUGGAGCAGGAAGAUCUCCUUCAUCAUCGGGAGGCACAGAGUCAGAGUGGGCCCUUUGAACGAGGAUGUGUUUGCUCAGCCGUGCGCAGAGGAACAGCCGGCCCUGCACCCCAGCAUCCAGGAGCUCAUGGAGCAGAUCCACCGGCUGCUGCUGCAGCCCGUCCCGCACAGUGGUUCCAGCGGCUACGGGAGCCUGGGCAGCAAUGGGUCCCACGAACACCUCAUGAGCCAGACCUCCUCCAGUGACAGCAAUGGCCAGGAGGACGCCCGCCGGAGGAGAGCAGAAAAUUCUAAAAAUGCGAACAAGGUCAAAACCAAAAGUCAUUAUUCUGAUGAAUCUGGAGAACAGAGGAGAAAAUCUGCUACAGAAAUGCAAAGUAGUUCUCCUGCUCAGACGACAGCUGUCCCGGCCGCAGAGGACAGCUCCGGUGCCAGCCCACCCACUGCCGCCUUUCCAGAGGAGCUGGCCUGCAGGAACCAGCCGGCCGGCUCCUACCAGCAGAUCAGCUGCCUGGACAGUGUCAUCAGGUACUUGGAGAGCUGCAGUGAGGCCACCACCCUGAAGAGAAAGUGUGAAUUCCCCUUGAAUGCUUCCACGCAGAAGGCCAGUGACAAGCGGAAGGCCACAGGCAGCCCCAGGCCACCUCCUGCAGAGGCAGUGGUGCCCUCUAGAGCAAACACACAUGCGGACGUCAGCGCGCACUUGACCUCACUGACACUGCCCGGCAAGGCGGGGAGCGUGGUGUCUCUUACCAGCCAGUGCAGCUACAGCAGCACCAUCGUGCACGUGGGUGACAAGAAGCCACAACCUGAGCUAGAGAUGGCGGAAGACCCUGCAAGUGGACCUGAGUCCCUGGACUGCCCCGUGGGCCCCGCCGUGCCCUGCAGCCUAAGCCAGGAGAAGGAGCCCUUCCGGAGGCUGGGCCUCACCAAGGAAGUGCUGGCCGCCCACACCCAGAAGGAGGAGCAGAGCUUCCUGUUGAAGUUCAAGGAAACGAGGAAACUUAGUGUCCUCCAGUCUCACUGCAGUUAUUACUUACAAGAAAGAGCCAAGGGGCAGUUGAGUGAAAGAGCUCCUCCUGGACUAAGAAACACCUGUGGAAUAGAUUCAGCUUGGAAAAAAACUGGGAAGAACAGAAAACUGAAGUCCAAACGGGUCAAGCCUCGGGACUCCUCUGAAAGCACUGGGUCUGGGGGCUCCGUGCCCCACCGGCCCCCGCUGGUGGGCCUGAAUGCCACAGCCUGGUCACCAUCAGACACAUCCCAGUCCAGCUGCCCCUCGAUGCCCUUCCCUACCCCCGUGCCAGCUUACUCCCUGCCAGUGCUCCCAGCCACAGGAAUUGUACCAGUGCCAGGGGCCGUGGCAGCAGCACCUAUGGAGCCCCACACCAGCUUCGCGGUGCCUGCUGUGCCCAUGGACAUCCAGCCCCCACCUUUCACUGCUCCCUUGGCCCCAGUCAUGGCCUUGGUGUUACCCAGCUAUCCCUUCCCCACAGUGACCCCAAACUUGCCCCCGACCUUCUUCCCUGGCCAGAUGGUCCCUGCCUCGCAGCCUGAGUUCCCUGGUCAAACCUCACCCCCCAAACAGUCGUGUGCUUGUCCUCGGGCAGAGCGUUGGCCACCGGUGUCACGUGUGGCCACCCCAGCUACACCAAUGUCGUCCACCGGGCCGUUGGGUCGGGCCUCCCCACCACUUUUCCAGUCCCGUGGCAGCUCACCCCUGCAGCUCAACCUACUCCAGCUGGAGGAGGCCCCUGAGGGCAGUACUACAGCUGCAGGGACAGCAGAGACAGCAGGUGCUGGGCCGGACUGCAAACCAGGCACAUCCUGGGACUGGCCACCAAAGGCACCGCCGAAUGCAAGGAUCCCCUGCUGCUCUUUCUCUACAGCGGGUGGCCCCGCAGCACCCACGCAAGAUGAGCCCUCAGAUGCCCAGAACAGUGAUGCCCUCUCCACGUCCAGUGACCUGCUUGACCUCUUACUGCGCGAGGACCUCUGCUCAGCUGCAGGGUCAGCCCUGUCUGGAAGUGGGGCCUCUGCCACCUCAGACUCUCUGGGCUCCAGCUCUCUGGGCUGCGAUGCAUCCAGAAUUGGGACAGGCAGUAGUAACACCAGCCACACCAGCAAAUAUUUUGGAAGCGUUGACUCUUCAGAGAAUAAUCACAAAGCCAAAGCGAAGGCAGACAUGGAAGAAAGUGAGCACUUCAUCAAGUAUGUCCUCCAGGACCCCGUCUGGCUGCUGAUGGCUGACACUGACGACAGUGUCAUGAUGACGUACCAGAUGCCUUCCCGAAACGUAGACGCGGUUUUGAAGGAGGACAGAGAGAAGCUGAAGUUGCUGCAGAAACUGCAGCCCCGGUUCACCGAGCGGCAGAAGCAGGAGCUGCAGGAGGUGCACCCAUGGAUGCGGGCGGGCGGGCUGCCCACGGCCCUCGAUGUGUCGGAAUGUGUUUACUGUGAAAGCCAAGGAAAAAGCAACUUUUGUGUACCAUAUGAAGAAGACAGUCCUCUAGGACUCAGCGAAGCCACAGACAAAAAAGAAGAGGAAAAUGGACCUCCCCUGAGCCACAAAAACGAAGGGCAGACGUAACUGCCCCCAACCACCCCCGCCCACUCCAACAGCCAAUCUACCUUAGACAGUGAUGGAAGAGGACAGAGCUUCACAAUUUGUUUCUAAGGAAAUGGACAGAUAAAUUUUUGGGUUUUUUUGUUUUGUUUUAGGAAAAAAAUCCAUAGUUUUUUGGAGGGUGGGAAGAGUUUGGAAAGAAAUACAUUUUUAUAUUUAAAAUAUAAACGUGGACUUUAGAGGACAAGGAAGAGACUUAGCUGUGAUAUAACUUAAGAAAGACUGAAUCCCCUGUGUAAGUGUUGGGGAGGCCACCUGAGCGCUCACAGAAGUUCCUGGACCAACUAGGCUUCCGGGGGUGUCCAAGGCAUCACACCAGGCUGUGCCCGUGUGUGACUCCAAAUGAGCUGAGGGCCGCCUCCUGGAGCUCUCCAGGGUGUGUGUGUGCGGAUCAAAUUCUGUCCUCUCUUGGAAGCUGCUUUUUAUCUAAAUUAUUAUCUAGUCAAACUAGAUGUUUUUAAAACAUACCAAGUGGAAAUGACGGCCUCUUCUAAUUUUCUUUUUGAAAAUGUUUCGCAUUAAGUGGUGUGAAGCAAACCGGCAGCUUUGGCUUCAGGCACCGUAGUGCCAGAUAUUUCUACCUGAUGUCACUCGAGUUUGGGGUGAACAAAGUUGAAAUGCCUGCUCUGGACUAAGGCCUAGUGAUGUGUGUAACCAACUCCAUCAGAUUAACACUCGCCCAGACCCUCUGUGCAUUGAUGUAGAACACCAUUCUUGGCUCCUUUUCAGACCAUGACCAGUAUGUACAUGAAAGCAUGUUGUCUGUCAUCUCUUCAUGGUGACUUCCCUCUGCAAACCGGGCUUUGAUCCCUGCGUUUGGGACCCAUUCGUGUUCUUCAGUUGACGAGUCCCAGACAUCAGCUCUGGCUCAGGCAGAGCAGCCGCUGAUACUGUGAGCUCACCCCUCCCACCACACCCUGGGCUGGGACAGCCCUUCGUCUCUUCAUGAACCUCACCUCACCUGGUGCAGCUUCCGUCUCUUUGGUGACUUCCCCCAGUUUCUCUGGCACUUUCAGGUCAUUGGGACACGGGGAAGAGUGAGACCAGUCUGCCCAACUUUUUGCAAAACCUCAUGUUGCAUCAUAUAUCCCAAAGAUUGUUCGGAAAAAAUUGUAUUUGUCCCUGGAGUGAAUGAGAAGUUCCCACUGAGGAAGCAGUUGACUUAAAACUGCAUUGAGUCUAUAGAAACUUAAAGGAAGCAGGUUUCUGCUCGUUCUUUGAUGAAGAAGUGGCUACCAGAAUAGUGAAGUCCCCUUUAAUCCAGUUGGGUUUCAUAAUGAAACCAUCCUAUUCUUGAAUAUUAAUCCUAUUUUUUAUUAACUCAAACACAAAACAGUGUCUUUUUAAAUUUUAUUUACAAAGUAAUAUCACCUUCAGGAACCAAGUUGAGGAUGUAGUCUGUGCCUCUGUGUGAUAAUUAGAUGCUACAGAUGGCUUCCUGCCUCUGAAGCGAGGUCCUGAAGGGAAUACAUGUGUCUCCUGAACACAAACUGCCAAAACGUUCCCUACUGUUACGAGUGUUACCGCCAGCAUUAUUCAUUAUUUAAGGCACACCCCUGGUUGUUGACUGCAUAGCUCCAUUGUGCUGAGAAUGACACAGGAGCAUUUUGUGAAAUUGUUUACACGGUGCCAUGCCUCCAGUCAUGUUUCCCUUAGUGUAUGUGCUGACACAGGUGUUAGGAAAACCUUUCCUCAAAUUUAAACUGAGCCUUCUUUUUAAUAUAUUUCUAAAAUAUGUGUAAAUAAGCUCCCAGAGUCUGUGUGAUGACUGGUUAGCCUUGCCGGACAAGUGAUUGGUUCAUGCCCAAACCAAGCUUUCUCCGCCCAGUGCAAUAUGUUGUUUACUGCUUGUGUCUUUUUAUGACUUUUUUGCCUUUUAGAAAAUUGGUAAAUAAAGCAAGUAUAUUUUUAUUUUUAUUUGUAUGUAUUUUUAAUGUAACACAGAGGCAAAACUGAAUAGAGAUAAAAGAUUAUCAAAAGAUG